AGCAGCAGCAGCAGGGCGUUCCGGGGGUCUGCGCGCAGGCGCGGGCCGGAGGGGCGCGGCAGAAGCAGCAGCAGCAGCAGCAGCAGCAGCAGCAGCAGCAGCGGCAGCAGCAGCGACGGCACGGCUGGAGCAAUGAACUCAAGGUGAUUGCUGCGGGUCCCAGCUUUUCUGCCUUAAUGGAGCAGCUCCUGAGCCAGCCGCUGCAGCAGCUGCUGCAGUCGCCGCUGCUGCAGCAGCAGGCGCCGGGGCACUACAGGCCGCCGGGGGAGCAGGAGCAGCAGCAGCAGCAGCAGCAGCAGCAGCACGCGGCGCCGGGGCACUACAGGCCGCCGGGCGAGCCCGAGGACGAGGAGCAGCAGCAGCAGCAGCAGCAGCAGCAGCAGCAGCAGCACGAGGCGCUGCAGCAGCAGCGCGAGCUGCUGCUGCGGCAAAAGGCCCAAGCUGAACUCUGCACUUUUCAUUAUAGUCUUAUGGGGGCCCCCGGAGCAGCAGUAAAGGAGGCCCGUUUGUGGGGUUCUGAGAAGCUGCCGGAGUUGCUGCCAGCAAGCGUGAGUGCUGCUGCUGCUGCUGCUGCGCUCAGCAGCAGCAGCAGCAGCAGCAGCAGCAGCAGCAGCAGCUUCGAGUGCUUCCUGGACGACCUCACGGUCUCGGACUUCCUGGGGUCGCUGCAGCAGCGGGUGCUCUGGUGCAGCCGGCUGGAGACGCAGCUGCAGCAGCUGCAGCAGCAGCAGCAGCAGCAGGAGCUGCUGCUGCGGGAUGGUUUGCUGCUGCACUUCUCGCUGUCUCUCUUCACUCUUUGCCCAGAGAAGUUCAGCCACCAGGGGGCGCAGCAAAACCAGCAGCACUUUCCAGCUUACAGAGUGUCUCCUGCUGCUGCUGUUGCGGGGGGUUUGGCCCCGCUUUCGGCCUACAGCAGCAGCAGCAGCAGCAACGUUGCUGCUGCUGCAGUCUCCCACGUGCUGCAGCAGCAGGCAGCAGCCUACGCCGGCGGCGAGGCCCCCGGGGGCCCCGCAGGCAGCAGCAGCAGAGACGCAGCAGCAGCAGCGGCGGUCAAGCUGGAAGCAGCAGCAGCAGACACAGCAGCAGCAGCAGCAGCAGCAGCAGCAGCAGCAGCAGCAGCAAGGCCUUGUCUUUAUGAACUCUACAGACCUGCUGUUGUCCCUUCUGUGGGGCGCUACAAAGACCUCAGCAUGAGCAGCGUUGCUGCUGCAGCACGGCAGCUUGCUGCUGCCCCUCAGGGCCUGGCAAGGCAGCGACCGGCGGCGCCCCAGACAGCCCCGGGCCAGCGCCUAGGGAUCGGGGCAGCGUUGCCGCUGGCAGCGCGCAGCGCGCUGGCCCUCUGCAGCGUGGGGGUGGAGUUUAGUGUGUCUUGUCUGCGGCAGCAGCUAGCUAGCUGCUUGGCGCGGCUGCAGCUGCUUGCUGCUGCUCUUGCUGCAGUGGUUUCUCUGGAGUCAUCUUUGCUGCCAGCAGUUUACAGUUUGCCGCAGCACGUGAUGGGGUGUCUGCAGCAGCGGGGGGGGGGGCUGGGGCCGCGCGCGCAGCAGCAGCAGCAGCAGCAGCAGCAGCAGCAGCAGCAGCAGCAGCAGCGGGAGGCUGCCUGGGUUGCUGCGCUGCAGCAGCCCCCCAGGAAGGCAGCAGAAUGGCCCGACUACGUCGCAGCUUUUAAUGACUUCAUUCCCAUUCGCCCGCAGCAAAGUCCGCCCCGUGCUGCAGCAGCAGCAGCAGCAGCAGCAGCAGAAGCAGCAGCAGAAACCGCCGCCCCCGCCAAGCGCAAGCGGCCCGUCCUCGACGACCUGCAGCAGCUGCAGCACGCAGAAGCCAGCAGCAGCAGCGACGCAGCAGCAGCAGCAGCAGCAGCAGGACUGGGCCCCGCGGGGCUGCUGCUGCAGCACGGAGACAGCUGGGGCAGCAAGGCCGACGGCGUGGAGGGCAAGCUGCUGCGCAGCAGCAGCAGGGACCUGCUGCAGCUGCUGCAGCGGCAGCAAAGCGCGGAGGCGCUCAGCAGCAGCAGCAGCAACGGCUGCAGCAGCAGCAGCCCCUACAGGGAGCUGCGGCAGCAGCUGCUGCCGCAGCGCUCGCGCUCCAUCCAGUCCGUGCUGUCCUUCGCGGGCGACAGCAGCAGCAGCAGCAGCAGCAGCAGCAGCACGAGCCGGCAGAACAGCCUGGAAGUGCUGCUGCUGCAGCUGCGGCAGCAAUCCGCAGAAGCAACUCCGGGCGCCGGCAUGGAGGCCUUGUCUGCUGCUCUUUCUUCCAGGCUGUCAGCAGCAGCAGCAGCAGAAGACAGAGACACAGAGACUGGGGGUUUGUGGCUGCAGCAGCUGCAGCAGGAAGCAGCAGGGUCUCCUCCGGCCUUUUUGCGGCGGACUCCCAGCGACGAAAUUGCUUCCGAAGCUGUGCUGCAGCAGCUGCAGCGGCAGCUCACGGACCAGCAGCAGCAGCAGGACGAGGAGCUGCAGCAGCAGCAGCUCCGCCUCCUCGAGAAGGCAGGCCUCAGCACGGACUGCAGCAGCAGCAGCAUUGUGUCUCCUGUCUUCGGGGGUUUGCUGGGGGAAGACGCAGCGAAGCAGCAGCAGCAGCAGGAGCUGCAGCAGGAGCUGCAGCAGGAGCUGCAGCAGCACCUGCAGCAGCAGCAGCAGCAGCAGGAGCUGCAGCAGGAGCUGCAGCACGAACUGCAGCAGCACCUGCAGCAGCAGCACGAGCUGCAGCAGCAGCUGCUGCUGGCGAACCAGGCCAGUGGCGGCGAGGGGGGCUGCAAGGAGGACGCGCUGGAGCUGCAGCCUGCUGCUGCUGCUGCUGCUGCUGCUGCGCUUUCUGGGGAGCCGCUGAGCAGCCUGCUGGAGCUGCGGCCGAGCAGCAGCAGCCGGCAGCUGUCGCCGCAGCCGAGUCCGACGCCGACGCUGCAGCACCUGCAGCAGCAGCAGCUGCUGCAGCAGCAGCAGCAGCGCAUAGUGCUGCCGCACUGCAGCAGCAGGGGCGCGCUGUCGACCGUGAGCAGCGCGAGCUCAGCAGCAGCAGCAGCAGCAGCAGCAGCAGCAGCAGCAGGCCCCUCCUACUGCCGCAGCGGCAGCAACGGCAGCGGGGGCCUGGGCUGCAUAUCGCCGACAGCGUCGGACGUGUCUUUGCGGAGCAGCGGGGGCGGCGCUGCUGCUGCUGCUGCUGCUGCUGCUGCAGCGGGAGGCGGCUUCGGGGGCGCAGCAGCAACGCCUGCUGCUGCUGCUGCAGUGGCCUAUUUGCCUCUUAUUGAUGAUAUUCUCGUGCAAGUUGAAGAGAAGCAGCUGCCGCUGCCAGCAAAGGUUCCUGGGGUUUGUUUUAAUCCUUCAGACAACACUUGGAGUGCGCAGUGGACGCUGCCAGCGGAGAGCAGCAGCAGCAGCAGCAGCAGCAGCAGCAGCAGCAGCAGGAAGCGCCGCAAACGAACCUUCAGCAUCAACAUCUACGGAAACGACACAGCGAGGAGAAUGGCCGUGGCCUGCAGGCUGCAGGCGGAGAAGCGGCAGCUGCAGCUGCAGCAGGGAGAAGCAGCAGCAGGAAAGCGGCAUCCUGCAUGCACUCCGCCCCACGUGGCCAACCUUGCUGCUGCUGUUCUUGCUGCAGCAGCAGGCAUGAACACAGGCAUUGGGUAG
Molecule: messenger RNA, 3623 nt
Organism: Eimeria necatrix
Lineage: Eukaryota; Apicomplexa; Conoidasida; Eucoccidiorida; Eimeriidae
Exons: 5
Biological process (GO): regulation of DNA-templated transcription
Cellular component (GO): nucleus
Molecular function (GO): DNA-binding transcription factor activity
Source: RefSeq, a predicted model, not a curated record